GCGGACACGACGCCGCCGCGACCGGUGACGAAGGACGACGUCGUCGUCUCCUUCGCGCGAUCGGGCGGCGCGGGGGGGCAAAACGUGAAUAAAGUGAAUACUAAAGUCGAUAUGCGGUUGGACGUCGCCGGGGCGGUCGCCGCGGGGUGGUUGCCGCAGUGGUGCGCGGAUCGACUCGUCGUGGCGGAGAAGAAUCGCGUCAACUCAAACGGCGAGCUCGUGGUAAACAGCACGCGUCACCGCACGCAGAGUCAAAACGUAGACGACGCGCUAGAAAAGCUUCAGAGUUACAUAAAUCGCGCCGCCAAGCUCCCGGGGAGUCAAUCGGACAAGCGGAAGAAGAAGAAACUUCAAGCCAACGUGGAGAAGGGCAACCGACGGCGCUUACAAGACAAGAAACAGACCUCGCAAAAGAAAACGGAGCGACGGUCG
Messenger RNA from Ostreococcus lucimarinus CCE9901, 432 nucleotides. RefSeq lists its product with no specific name. Gene Ontology annotation, molecular function: translation release factor activity. The record is from RefSeq and is a predicted model, not a curated record. The transcript has a single exon. Gene Ontology annotation, biological process: translational termination. The annotation marks the transcript as partial. NCBI's taxonomy places the organism in Eukaryota, Viridiplantae, Chlorophyta, Mamiellophyceae, Mamiellales, Bathycoccaceae.